UUACUGUAAUUUUACUCUGCACCACAAAGGAUUGCAAGACAACCUCGCAGAGGUGGAAGAGGGCCCCUUUUUACUCCGCAACAAGAGGAAGCCAUUUGUGCAAUGGUUAUUGCGAACAAUGCCAUAAGGUUAAGAGAGAUACAAAGUGCUGUUAUAGAGGAUGACAACAUCUUUGGGAAUAUCGAAUCUGUUUCAGUCGCUACAAUUGACAGAGUGCUCAGGAGGAAUGAAAUGCGCAUGAAACAAUUGUACAAUGUGCCAUUUGAACGGAACAGCGACAGAGUGAAGGAGCUCCGUCACCAGUAUGUACAGCAUGUACUGGAGCUGGAGGCCAGGGAACCACUGCACACAUUCAUAUACCUUGAUGAGGCGGGUUUCAAUCUGGCAAAAGGUAGAAGACGUGGAAGGAAUCUCAUUGGACAGAGAGCAACCAUUGAUGUCCCAGGCCAACGAGGAGGGAAUAUUACUAUGUGUGCAGCCAUCUCAGAAAACGGCGUCCUCACCCAUAUCCCCCGUCUUGGUCCAUACAACACACAACAUCUGCUGACUUUUUUAGACACUCUUUACAGGGACAUAAUCCCUGAGAAUGAGAGGGGUCUAACUGGAGACCAUCUGAGCAAGCAUGUCAUUGUUUUGGAUAAUGUGCGUUUUCACCACUCUGAUGUCGUCAGACAGUGGUUUGCAGCACAUGAUAGGAUGCUGGUGGCAUAUCUCCCUCCCUACUCACCAUUCCUAAAUCCAAUAGAGGAGUUUUUCUCUUCCUGGAGGUGGAAGGUAUAUGACCGGCAUCCACAUACCCAAAUGGCCCUGCUAGAGGCCAUGGAUGCAGCAUGUGAUGACAUCACAGCAGAGUCCUGCAGAGGGUGGAUUCGCCACUCAAGAAGAUACUUUCCUCGCUGCAUUGCAAGAGAUGAUAUUCGCUGUGAUGUAGAUGAAAUGAUGUGGCCAGACAGAAAGGAACGCCUGGAUGUGCAUGAAUGAUUACAGACCUAUGUAUGUUGUAUGUUCAGUUCCUCUAUGUACUGCAAUAUUGUUUACAGUUGUGCACAGCUCUACCCAAAGGGAGUUUAUGUUUUUUGUAAAUAAGGCUGUAUUUUUGUUCUUUU
This is a messenger RNA of Megalobrama amblycephala (Wuchang bream), 1106 nucleotides long. RefSeq lists its product as uncharacterized. Gene Ontology annotation, molecular function: nucleic acid binding. The coding region runs from base 103 to 981 and encodes 292 amino acids. The record is from RefSeq and is a predicted model, not a curated record. Lineage: Eukaryota; Metazoa; Chordata; Actinopteri; Cypriniformes; Xenocyprididae. The transcript has 2 exons.